Molecule: messenger RNA, 3232 nt
Organism: Biomphalaria glabrata
Lineage: Eukaryota; Metazoa; Mollusca; Gastropoda; Planorbidae
Product: mediator of RNA polymerase II transcription subunit 16-like
Exons: 13
Coding region: 36-2588 (850 amino acids)
Biological process (GO): positive regulation of DNA-templated transcription
Cellular component (GO): mediator complex
Molecular function (GO): protein binding
Source: RefSeq, a predicted model, not a curated record
AUUUGUAAUGGACAAUAAACAAACACUACACUAACAUGGAGCUUGUGUAUUCUAUAGAUUUCAAGACUUAUUCUAAAGAGAAUGAAUUUAGUUUCGAUGAAAAAAUAUGCUGCAGCUUAUCUUGCAGAAACAUUGUAGCGUUUAGUAGAGCUAGAGUAUCAGAAGCUAAUGGGGACAAAGUGGAGAUGUGCUAUGAGGUUUGUGUCGUAGACUUGGACAAACCAUGGCAGGAAUACGAAGUGACCACUUACCCGUCGCCAGUCAAAUACAUGAGGUGGGAUCCGGCAGGCACAGCACUUUUGGUUGUCAACGCUGCAGGGAGGUUUAGCUUGUGGACCAUGAAAAACAACCUGAUCAAUGUGUGGGAAGAGUCAGGUCAUGUUGACAUGGACAAGGAAGAAAUACUUGUUUUAGCUUGGCUACACAAUGGCUCGCAAGUUUUAUUUAAUCCUGAAGCACGGGAUGUGAUCACUUACCCAGAUAAAUUUUCAAGAGCUAAAAUGAUUCCAUCGGUGACGCAGUUUGGGAAAAAACCUGUGGAUGGAUGGAUAGCAAUCACGUCAACAGCAAUGGUCCAUGUUGGUCUCAUACCAGACAAAGGAUCAGCAUUGGUUACAGCCAAAGCGUCCAUUGGUCAGACCAAUAGCCACAUCAUACAGGCUGAUGUAGCAUUUAUGCCUGAUGGUCAGAUUCUGAUAGCCACAAGUGAUGGCUAUUUAACAUCUUCAGUCCAUUGCUAUGUAGCUGCUGUGACCUUGAAAAACCAUGUGUGCAGCAUUCGCACCAGCCCAUCAGCCAGUUUUUUCCUUAAAAAGCAGUCAGUGCCUGAUGGUACACAAGAAGAGCCACGUUUGACGAGGUUAAGUUUUCUGAGCAGAGAAAACAGCGAGAUCUUAUUAGCAUGUUGGGGAACAUCAUCAUUUAGCUGUGUGGAGGCCUGGCAUUUGAUUGAUCAAACCAUUCCCUUGAACAGAAUGUUCCAGAAUGCAGCUGUAACAGAGUAUGCCUACAAGACAAAGCGUUGGAUACACAAGUCAUCUUUCACACAACGCUCAGCACUCACGGAUAUCGCCAGACCAAAAUUACCCAUCAGUCGUUCCUUCAACAUGGAGUCAACAAACUUCCUGUCCUACUUUGCAUGCACCUACAGAGAUGGCACCAUUAAAAUUGUUCAUCGACAAAGUUAUCAGGUAAUCCACACAGCCUUUAUGGAGCAGCUGAUCAACUUCAAAUCCUUGGUCCCCACUGACAAUGUCAUUGCAGAACCAUUCGAGAAGCGAGCCAGGCUCUCUGUGCCUCACUUGGUGUCAGUUGUUCAGACUAACACAGGCUGCGGGUUGGUUGGCCUUGACGAGUCUCGGCUGUAUCUGUUCCGCAUCUUCAACUCUCGUGACGGCUCCUUACAGCUGAUGCCCCCCUUUGUGAUCCUCCUGCUGGAGUAUACGAUGUUUGUAGGGCUGGACGUAUGGGACGUACUACUGGCUGUAAGACAAGGAAUGGUUGAAGGAAUAGUAGAAAAACUCAACACCAACUUUCAGAAACAGUCUGUGGCAUUUCAGGAACUUCUUCAACAGAGACUUCUACGUCUAAAGAUGGCUCUUUACUCUUGUUUGAGUUCUGGGAACCAGCGGGCAGCAGACUGCAGGGCCAUGAUAACACUCCAUGCUAUUACAACUGUUUUGAAAUCCUGUUUGAGACCUAAGUCUGUGACAGCCCAAGAUAAGAGUCCGUCUGAAAAAUUAACCAAUUUGUGUUCAGUUUCUAUGGAGAAAGACAUCGACCAGAUCAUCAAAAAUAUUGAUGUAGAAGAAUUCAUUUUAGAUUCAUUCAAGAAAGCUGGCUCAGUGAAGCCAUCCUGCGAAGCCUCACUUCAAGCAUUGCAACCUUUCAUCCAGUGGAUCACAGAUUUCAUACUUCAUCUCCUUGCUGCUGUAUCCAUGUAUCCAAAUCCAACAUAUCCAGGAUCAACACUCAUCAAAAAUCCUCAGGUUCUAUGUACUCUUCGAGAGUUACUGAUCAUCAUAAGGAUAUGGGGCCGGUUCAACCCAGUCUGCCUACCAGUCUUCAUGACCACAGUCUCUAUGGAUGCCCUGUCGUACUUGUUCCAUCUGGUCACCAAGGCCUUAAUAACUAUCAGAGAAGGUGCAGCCCUGGAGUCUGAUCAAACUUUUGUAGAUGAGUGCUGCAACCUGCCAAGUGAGAUUUUACUUCCAAAUUACAAGAAGACGUUCGGUGAAGAGAUGAACUGUUACCUGGCGUUUUCACAACCAUUUCCAAUCAAUUAUCAGUUCGGUGAAGAGCCAGACUUUCUCUUCAACCCUCGUUACUCCAGCAGGAUUUACCCCCUAGAUCUCUGCCUGGAUGCAGACCAGAAGUAUGACUGUGUCCGACAGAUACAGUUGGGGGUCAACCCAAAGGAGCCCCUCAGGGAGUGCGUUAGGUGCCACUCACUUUCUCUACGUAGGAAAGUGUCGGCCACAAAAUCGUCCCUCUUGAAAGCCUGGGAGCUGAGGUUUGUGAAAUCAUGUCUGUGUGGAGGCCACUGGAAGUUGAAAACGUCUCAACAAAACACAUUGGGACAGAAAUGAUUUGAAAGUAUGUGGAGUUUUGUAGACAAUGAAAUUGUGCUACAACCUUACAGGUCUUUAAAAAAACUGAAAUCAACUCUCCAGUGUAAUCUGAGCUGCCAUGUAAACACUACGGCCUCAGCAGUAAUGAAACGUUUCAUUUUGAGCUCAGGCAACUUAUUUGUUAUGUCAUUCCUGCUCUAGCAGACUCAGUGCACUCUGGUUCAGACUCUUGUGUGGACAUGUCCAUGCUGUUUAUUCAAAACCAUUUCUACAAUGAAUCCCUAAACCUCACUUCAUGACUCAUUCAGGGUUGUAACCAAAGAAAAUCAUCUGCGUUGCAAAGAAAAAGUUUUUACCAUUCCUCUUUUCAGCAAACUCUUCAUAGGAUCAAAGAAACAUAAAAACAAAAGGGAGGAACCUGGGUGGACAUUGUUCUCAAAAACAGCUCUAUCGAUUUUCCUCCAAAUUAGACAGUUGAUCUGCAUCUUUAGGAAAACUCUAGAUUGACCGUUAUAAUUUUUCAAAGAAUGAUACAAAUUAAUUUAAAUCUGGCUAGGGGUCUAGACAAUCUUUAUCUUGAACAGACAUGUGCCAGUGGGUAUUUCCGCUUGUAUUCAUUAAAUAGUCAAACGAUGAUCAGGAACAUUAUGUAUCCCCUCCCC